AUGGGAUUUGAACCCGGGAAACAAAAUGAGUAUGUUGUAUAUCAUUGUUGCAUUCGUCUUCUUUGCUUCUAUAUUCAUUGCAAAGAACACAAGAAUGACAAAGAGAAAUCUACCUCCUGGACCACCAAAACUUCCUAUAAUUGGAAACUUGCACCAGUUGGGAUCAAAACCUCACCGUCCAUGUUCAAAUUAUCCGAAAAAUAUGGAUCUCUAAUCUCCCUCAAGUUCGGAAAUGUGUAUGCCGUUGUGGAGUCAACUCCAGAGACAGUAAAAGAGUUCUUGAAAACGUUCAACGUUGAUUGUUGUUCACGACCUUAUAUGACUUACGUUGCAAGGCUUACAUACAAUCGCAAAGAUCUCGCCUUUUCUCUGUAUAGAAAAUAUUGGAGGGAACUGCGAAAGAUGACUGUUGUCGAACUCUACACUGCGAAAAUGGUUAACUUCAACCUCAAGCUUAUGAAAUUGUCAGCAAAUGUGAUUUGUAGACUUGGAUUUGGGAUAACUCUUGAAGGGAGUAACCUUGAGAAUACUUAUGACAAAGUCAUUCAAGGGAUUAUGGAGGUUGGCGGGAGUUUCGCAGCAGCUGAUUUCUUCCCAAUUUUUGGUGGGUUAAUCGAUAGGCUCACUGGGUUACAUAGCAAAUGUGAGAAGGUUUUUAAAGCAGUGGAUACGUUUUUUGAUCAAGCUAUACAACAACAUUUGCAUGAUGAGGGUACUAAAGAUGAUAUCAUUCACUUGCUCCUCAAAAUGGAAAGGGGAGUGACUGGACUUGGAGAGUUUCAACUUAAUCGAAACCACACUAAAGGAAUUCUUCGGAAUAUUCUUUCCGGUGGAAUAGACACUUCUGCUCACACUGCAACAUGGGUUAUGACACAUUUAAUUACAAACCCAAGAGUUAUGAAAAAAGUGGAAGCCGAGAUGAGAGAAGUGAUCAAACACAAAGACAAUAUCACAGAAGAAGAUAUAGAGAAACUGGCGUAUCUCAAAAUGGUGAUCAAAGUAUACAACUUCUACAACAUAUUAAUUCUAAUUCUUUAUCAUCUGCUAUACCAAUUGAGACCUAAAACCCUCAAAGUCAAAAGCUUUGAAAAGGUAUUCUGGUUGAAAGGUUUGGGAUUCCUUAUUCCUAUCUCUUUCCGUCAUUUGUUUUUCUUCUAUUUGGGUUGA
Molecule: messenger RNA, 1167 nt
Organism: Eruca vesicaria subsp. sativa (arugula)
Lineage: Eukaryota; Viridiplantae; Streptophyta; Magnoliopsida; Brassicales; Brassicaceae
Source: the annotation of a GenBank genome assembly